Morchella sextelata is the source of this 1158-nucleotide messenger RNA. RefSeq lists its product as uncharacterized. The transcript has a single exon. The coding region runs from base 1 to 1158 and encodes 385 amino acids. The record is from RefSeq and is a predicted model, not a curated record. NCBI's taxonomy places the organism in Eukaryota, Fungi, Ascomycota, Pezizomycetes, Pezizales, Morchellaceae.
AUGUACAUCCCUGCAGAGGCAUGGGAAACCAAGGAACAUACGGAACAAACUGUCGAUUUCUUCCUAGAACUGGUCAGGUCAACAGUCAGCAUAGUAACACCACUCUCGAAGGAGGGGGUAAGAGGCAACUCCUGGUGGUCAGAUGAGAUGAAACAAAUGAAGGCAAGGGUAAACGCAGCAGAAAGGAAGGCGAGAAAUACAAGGAAACCCAAUCACGUGGAGGAACACCGGAAGGCUUGCAGAGAAUGGACAGUCAUGAUCCGGAAAGCAAAAGCGGACCGGCGGGAAAAGACGAUCAACGAGGCAAAAGGCAGUGAAGUCUGGAGAAUCCUAAGCGCAGGAAGGAGACGAGACACAAUCAUACCAACCAUACAAGGUGAAGAAACGUUCGCGGGGAAGUGCCAAGCUCUAAGAGCCCAACUUUUCCCCUCGAAACGGACGCCCCCCGACCAUCCCCCCUUGAAUAUUAGACCCCCCUCCUUUGACCUUAGCAAUACCUUCAACAUAGUCACCCCCGAAGAACUUAACAAAGCAAUCGACUCCUGUCCAGCGCACUCGGCGACCGGCCCGGAUGGCAUCCCUUACACCUUUAUUAAAGCAAUUGUCAAAGCAAAUACAACUCUAAUCCAAGACAUGUUCUCCGCUAUGCUCCGGCACGGUGUACACCCAGCGGAAUGGAAAAUAGCUAAGUGUAUCCCGAUCCCGAAACCCGGUAAAGCAAAUUAUCAUGAAGCAAAAGCCUACCGGCCCAUUUCCCUUCUACAAUGUUUCAGCAAAAUCCUGGAGAAGAUAGUGGCCCAGAGACUCUGCACCGCUGGAGAAAUCCUAGGCACACUCUCAGCAAACCAAUUCGGAGGAAGACCAACCAUCUCGGCAAUCGACGCCCUCCUGAGAACCUUGACACCAAUACAACAAAACCUACUACUAAAAAACAGCACCGGAAUCGCCCGGCGAGAUAGACCAGCGAUCCUAACCAACGACAUCCAAGGAGCAUUCAAUUGUGUCGAUCACCUACUCCUCGCGGAAAUCAUGCACCAACAAAAAUUCCCCACCUAUCUGACAGAAUGGUGCAAGGAAUUCAACACCGGCAGAAAACUACAGUUCCAAUUCAACCAUGAGCUAGAAGAACCACAGCCCUAUGAUUCUGGAGUGCCGUAA